Panicum hallii is the source of this 2098-nucleotide messenger RNA. RefSeq lists its product as uncharacterized. The record is from RefSeq and is a predicted model, not a curated record. The transcript has 5 exons. Gene Ontology annotation, molecular function: glycosyltransferase activity. Lineage: Eukaryota; Viridiplantae; Streptophyta; Magnoliopsida; Poales; Poaceae. The coding region runs from base 123 to 1859 and encodes 578 amino acids.
ACUCUCACAGCGCCACUCCUCCCCACGACCUUCCCCCUCUCACAGCCUCACUGCUCCCUCUUUUACUCCGCUGCCCGGCAGCCCCCUCCCCAAAACCCGCGGCUGAUGAUUAGCUGAGAGCCAUGGCGUCCCUGGUGCAGCACGGCAAGAGCAGAGCCGCCGCCGCCGCAGCAGCAGCGUGGGAGAGGAAGCCGAGGCACGGAGCGAGGGCCGCGGCCAGGAGCCCCGGCAAGCCGGAGCUCGGGCGCAGGCAGCUUGCCGGCAGGCUGCUGCUCGCGGCGUGCCUCCUCGCCCCGGUGCUCUGCAUCUGCGCGGCCAGGCUCCUCUCGCCGCUGUCGUCACGGGUCUCGUCUGGCGAUGGAGUUUAUCUGGCCGAGGGAAACCAUGUUAGCUCUGAUGAUGCUGGAGCAGGGGCUGGAGCUCUGAGCUCCUUGCAGCGGGGCACUGUGGAUGGACAUGGACCUCCAGGGCCUAUUGCUCCGAUUCCUGCAAGAUUUGGUACUGAUCCUGUCAGAAGUUCGCCAGAAUUAGAUAAAGAAGUUAAAAGCAGCAAUCCCGAGAAUCGAACGGAUUUGGAUAAUAAAUCAGGUAUUGAAGGGGAGACUGUAUCCUCAGCAAAGUCUGGUUUCCCUCCUGAAAACUCUCUCAUGAAUUUUCGACAAUCAGCCGCAUAUAUUGAAGUCCCAAAGCCUAAGAGUAAGGUAUAUUGUGAUGACAAGAGUAAAGAUGAAGGCUUCCCUUAUGCAAGGCCAACCAUCUGCCAAAUGUCUGGUGAUGUGCGAGUUUCUCCAGGAAGUUCAUCAAUUGCUCUUACUAUGCCAAUGCAACAAAGCGUUGAAGGCCUACAUGUUAUGCCAUAUGCUCGCCGUGACGAUUCCUUGCUACCUCUUGUAACAGAAGUGGGCAUCAGAGCAGCUGCAAGUGAAAAUGAUGCUCCCAAAUGCAGCAUUAGCCACGAUGUCCCUGCAGUUAUCUUCUCCAUUGGUGGCUAUACUGGAAAUUUCUUCCAUGACAUGUCAGAUGUGCUGAUCCCACUAUAUCUUACUUCCUUUCGGUUCAAAGGGCGGGUAAAAUUCUUCAUUACCAAUUACAAGCAGUGGUGGAUUCAGAAGUACAAACCGAUGCUGCGGAGGUUAUCGCAUUAUGACAUAAUUGAUUUUGACUCAAACAAGGAUGUCCACUGCUUUCAGGAAGUAAUUCUUGGUCUUGUGAGAGAUAGGGAUCUCAUCCUUCGGCCGCAUCCAACGAGAAACCCAAAGGGGUACUCAAUGCUUGACUUCACAAGAUUCUUGCGCCACUCUUAUGGCCUCAAAAGAUCCAGAUCAUUAGUCCUUGGUGAAGAGCCCGGCAAGAAACCAAGGAUGCUGAUCAUAUCAAGGCGAGGCACAAGGAAGCUCCUGAACCUUCGUCAAGUGGCAGCCAUAUCAAGGGCGCUAGGCUUUGACGUGACCAUCUCUGAAGCCAGGGGAAACUUGAAGAGGUUUGCAACAAUGGUGAACUCGUGUGACGUGUUCCUAGCUGUCCAUGGCGCCGGCCUCACCAACCAGAUCUUCCUCCCAGCACAGGCGGUGGUGAUUCAGAUAGUUCCAUGGGGGAAGAUGGAUUGGAUGGCCACCAACUUCUAUGGGGAGCCUGCUCGCGGCAUGAACCUGAGGUACUUGGAGUACCACAUCUCUGAACAAGAGAGCAGCCUUGCUCAGAGGUACCCCAGAGACCACAUGGUGUUUAAGGACCCCAUGGCAAUCCAUGGUCAAGGAUGGAAUGCAUUGGCAGACAUUUUCAUGACACAGGAUGUGAAGCUCAAUCUCAGGAGAUUCAGACCUACACUUUUACAGGCCCUGGAUCUUCUUCAGUUGUAGUGUGACAGAAAGGUGCCAGUUCUGUAUUCUUUCUUGUACCAUAUGUAGUCAUUCUUUGUCAGUUAAUUCUUUUUUGUCCUAACACAAAGUUCAUAUAAUUGUAACUUCUGUUGUGCUAAUGAAUGAUGGUGCAGCACGGCAAGUCAGUAAAACAGUCAGGUUGGCACAAUAGGAAAUGUGGGAGUAAAACAUAGUUGAAGUUGUACCUUAUGUUAGUUAUUGAUUGGUUACUGAACUCA